ACCAGCAUCUCCAUUGAGAUCCGGUAUCAGGCUCUGGACGGGACAGUAGGCACAUGGAGUGACAAGGAGUUCCUGGAGACUCCCAGUGUGCACUCAGAGGGGGAUGGCAGAUGCCCCUUGGAGACAGACAGCCUCCUCUCCAGCCACCAGCAGGGCCUGGACAUCUCUCCAGGGAAAUCCAACCAGCAAUCCAUGGAGAGGAGCUUCAGGAGAGCUGGGAAAGGAGUGUUUUCAGCCAUGAAGCUUGGCAAGGCACGUCCCUCGAAGGAUGAGCAUCGGAAACAAGAUGAACCUGCUGUGCUGGAGACAGAGGACCUGGACCGAAGAGCCAUGAGAUAUGGAGGUGGAUUUGAGCCAGACACCAUCUCCUUGGCCUCUGUCACAGCUGUCACCACCAAUGUCUCCAAUAAGAGAUCCAAGCCUGACAUCAAAAUGGAGCCAAGUGCUGGGAGGCCAAUGGAUUACCAGGUCAGCAUCACCAUCAUCGAGGCUCGGCAGCUGGUUGGGCUCAACAUGGACCCUGUGGUGUGUGUGGAAGUUGGGGAGGAAAAGAAAUACACAUCCAUGAAGGAAUCAACCAAUUGCCCUUACUACAAUGAGUACUUUGUCUUCGACUUCCACGUCCCCCCAGACGUCAUGUUCGACAAGAUCAUCAAGUUGUCUGUAAUCCACUCAAAGAACCUCCUGCGCAGUGGGACCUUAGUGGGAUCCUUCAAGAUGGACGUGGGAACUGUUUAUUCCCAACCUGAGCACCAGUUCUACCACAAAUGGGCCAUCCUGUCUGACCCUGAGGACCUCACUGCCAGCCUGAAAGGUUACGUGAAGUGUGACAUCGCCGUGGUGGGGAAAGGAGACAACAUCAAGACACCACACAAGGCCAAUGAGACAGAUGAGGAUGAUAUUGAAGGGAACCUCCUCCUCCCUGAUGGAGUCCCUCCAGAGAGGCAAUGGGCUCGUUUCUACGUCAAGAUCUACCGAGCAGAAGGUCUGCCCAGGAUGAACACCAGCAUCAUGGCCAAUGUCAAGAAGGCUCUCAUUGGGGAGAACAAAGACCUGGUAGACCCCUACGUGCAGGUGGUCUUUGCUGGGCAGAAGGGGAAGACAUCAGUGCAGAAAAGUUGCUAUGAGCCUCUCUGGAAUGAGCAAAUCGUCUUCACAGAGAUGUUCCCUCCCCUGUGCAAGAGGAUAAAGGUCCAGAUCCGAGACUCAGACAAGGUCAAUGACGUGGCCAUUGGGACACAUUUUAUUGACCUGAGGAAGAUCUCUAACGAAGGAGACAAAGGCUUCCUGCCCACCUUUGGCCCUGCCUGGGUGAACAUGUAUGGCUCCACACGGAACUACACCCUGAUGGAUGAGCACCAGGAGCUCAAUGAGGGCCUGGGAGAAGGUGUCUCCUUUCGGGCCAGGCUUUUGAUGAGCCUUGCUGUGGAGAUCUUGGACACCACCAACCCUGAGAUCAACAGCUCCACCGAAGUGCAGGUCGAGCAGGCCACAGCAGUUGCUGAUAACUGCACUGGGAAGAUGGAAGAAUUCUUCCUCUUUGGAGCCUUCCUGGAAGCCACCAUGAUUGACAGGAAGAUUGGUGACAAACCCAUCCACUUCGAGGUCACCAUAGGUAACUAUGGCAACCAGGUGGAUGGCAUGAGCAAACCCAUCCUGAGGAGGAAGAAAGAGGGAGGGAAUGGGGAUGAGGAGGAGUCUGAGCUGCUCCAGAACUCCAGUGAGGAUGAAGGUGAUGAGGAUGGAGAGCUGGUCUCUGUUUCUUCCUCCCAACCCAUGAAGCCUCUGGUCACAGACAGGUAA
Acanthisitta chloris (rifleman) is the source of this 1803-nucleotide messenger RNA. Its product is annotated as otoferlin-like. The record is from RefSeq and is a predicted model, not a curated record. Gene Ontology annotation, molecular function: calcium ion binding; AP-2 adaptor complex binding. The transcript is spliced from 13 exons. NCBI's taxonomy places the organism in Eukaryota, Metazoa, Chordata, Aves, Passeriformes, Acanthisittidae. The annotation marks the transcript as partial. Gene Ontology annotation, biological process: plasma membrane organization; synaptic vesicle priming. Gene Ontology annotation, cellular component: presynaptic active zone membrane; synaptic vesicle membrane.